Molecule: messenger RNA, 4431 nt
Organism: Monodelphis domestica (gray short-tailed opossum)
Lineage: Eukaryota; Metazoa; Chordata; Mammalia; Didelphimorphia; Didelphidae
Gene: XPOT
Product: exportin for tRNA
Biological process (GO): intracellular protein transport; tRNA re-export from nucleus
Cellular component (GO): cytoplasm; nuclear pore; nuclear matrix
Molecular function (GO): tRNA binding; small GTPase binding
Source: RefSeq, a predicted model, not a curated record
CCGGGGCCUGGUGGAGGUGGCGAAGAGGCGCGGGAGAGAAUGCUACAUUUCCCAGAAGGCAGCCUUUGCAGGCGCUCGUGAACCCAGGAAUUGCAGGACCUUGGGAGCGGCGAAGGAGAAUACUGUAUUUCCCAAAAGGUGCACCCCUGGCAUGCGCUUGUGAACUAAAGCCGAACGGGGCCUGUGGGAGGUGACAGAGGACUACAUUUCCCAGAAGGCAUCGCUGCAGGGUGGUAAACCACCGAGACUGGUGAACUUUUUUCCUCUCCAUUCUCCUUUCCGGAACAACCGUCAUCCUUCGCUGCGUGGCAUUCUGGGAAUCGUAGGCUUCCUCCGCCCCGCGGGCCACGAUCUGGGCCGCCCAUGAGGUUGCCAGCGUUUGCCCGAGCUGGAUUUCCGCGAGAGGAGUUCUCCGGAGCGGGAGCUGAGGCGACGGAGGCGGAGGCGGCGUGGGCGCCCCGGGGCUCGCGCGGCGCGCGCUCUCCCCUUCCUGCCGCGGCGGCGGUGACCCCGCCCGCUCGUCGGGCGCCACGCAGUAGGAGAGUCGGAGGAGCAGCGAGCGGCCAGCCUCCAGCAGCGGCGGCCGGGGCUGCGGAGCUCUCCGCCUCCCUUCCUCUGCGGCUCCACGGUGGCGACCUGCUCCCGGGGCUGAAGAAGGUGCGGAGCGGAUGGAGUGAGCGACCAGGGUAGGUGGGCUCGCCUCCCGGGGAAGCGAGCCCCCCCUGCCCCGUUUCAUCCGGUGCGCCCCCUCCCCCCUCCCACGCGAGCAGCACGUGGACCCCACCCCCUCUCCCCCACCGCAGCCCGCCCCACCCGAGAUUUGGGGGACUGGAUCCCCCCCCCCCGGGGCCGGAGGGAGGGCGGCCCCGCAGCGUUCCAAGCAGCCCCCUGGCACCUCGCUUAAUUCCUUUUUCCUCUUUUUAGGCGCAGAUGUUUGUGAAUUCCACUGUGAGAUCAGGGGGCAAGCCUAUUAAGAUUCGAAAACUCGGAGUAUAGCAGCAGGCAUGGAUGAGCAGGCCCUCUUAGGGCUAAAUCCAAAUGCUGAUGCGGACUUCAGACAAAGGGCACUGGCCUAUUUUGAACAGUUAAAGAUUUCCCCAGAUGCCUGGCAGGUGUGUGCAGAAGCUCUGGCCCAAAGGACAUAUAGUGACGAUCAUGUCAAGUUCUUCUGCUUUCAAGUUCUAGAACACCAAGUGAAAUUCAAGUAUUCGGAACUUACUGCAGCUCAACAGCAGCUAAUUAGGGAAACUCUUAUAACUUGGCUCCAAGCUCAGAUGCUGAAUCCCCAGCCGGAGAAGACUUUCAUUCGAAACAAAGCAGCGCAAGUCUUCGCAUUACUCUUCGUUACAGAAUAUCUCACUAAAUGGCCCAAGUAUUUCUUUGAUAUUCUGUCAGUAGUGGACCUUAACCCCAGAGGAGUAGAUUUAUACCUCAGAAUCCUCAUGGCUAUUGAUGCAGAAUUGGUCGAUCGGGAUGUAGUUCACACAUCAGAGGAGGCUCGUAGGAAUACCUUAAUAAAAGAUACCAUGAGGGAGCAGUGCAUUCCAAAUCUGGUGGAAUCAUGGUACCAAAUCUUACAAAAUUAUCAGUAUACUAAUUCAGAGGUAACAUGCCAGUGCCUUGAAGUAGUUGGGGCCUAUGUCUCCUGGAUAGACUUGACCCUGAUAGCCAAUGAUAGGUUUAUAAAUAUGCUGCUAGGUCAUAUGUCAAUAGAAGUUCUCCGUGAGGAAGCAUGUGACUGUUUGUUUGAAAUUGUAAAUAAGGGAAUGGACCCAGUUGAUAAAAUGAAACUAGUGGAAUCCUUAUGUCAAGUGUUACAGUCUGCAGGGUUUUUCAGCAUUGAACAGGAAGAAGAUGUAGACUUCUUAGCCAGAUUUUCUAAGCUAGUAAAUGGAAUGGGACAGUCAUUGAUCGUCAGCUGGACUAAACUGAUUAAGAAUGGAGAUAUGAAGAAUGCUCAGGAGGCCCUCCAGGCCAUUGAAACGAAGGUGGCUCUGAUGUUGCAGCUGCUCAUUCAUGAGGAUGAUGACAUCUCCUCCAAUAUUAUUGGGUUUUGUUACGAUUACCUUCACAUUUUGAAACAGCUUACAAUGCUCUCUGAUCAACAAAAAGCUAAUGUGGAGGCAAUCAUGUUGGCUGUUAUGAAAAAAUUGACUUAUGAUGAAGAAUAUAACUUUGAGAAUGAGGGUGAAGAUGAAGCUAUGUUUGUAGAAUAUAGAAAACAACUGAAAUUGUUGUUGGAUCGCCUUGCUCAAGUCUCACCAGAGUUGUUGCUGGCCUCUGUUCGUAGAGUUUUUAGCACUACACUGCAGAAUUGGCAAGCUACUAGGUUUAUGGAAGUUGAAGUAGCAAUAAGAUUGCUGUAUAUGUUGGCAGAAGCUCUUCCAGUAUCUCAUGGUGCCCACUUCUCAGGUGAUGUUUCAAAAGCUACUGCUUUGCAGGACAUGAUUCGAACUUUGGUAACAUCUGGUGUCAGUGCCUAUCAGCAUACAUCAGUGACAUUAGAGUUCUUUGAAACUGUAGUACGAUAUGAAAAGUUUUUUGCUGUUGAACCUCAGCACAUUCCUUGUGUUCUAAUGGCAUUCUUAGAUCAAAGAGGCCUGCGUCACUCUAGUCCAAAAGUAAGGAGCAGAACAGCGUAUCUUUUCUCUAGAUUUGUCAAGUCUCUCAAUAAACAAAUGAAUGCUUUCAUUGAGGAUAUUUUGAACAGAAUACAAGACCUGUUGGAGCUUUCUCCACCUGAAAAUGGUUACCAGUCUUUGUUGAGCAGUGAUGAUCAGCUCUUUAUUUAUGAGACCGCAGGAGUACUAAUUGUCAACAGUGACUACCCAGCAGAAAGGAAACAGGCUUUAAUGAGGAAUCUGUUGACUCCAUUAAUGGAAAAGUUUAAAAUUUUGUUAGAAAAAUUGAUGCUGGCACAAGAUGAAGAAAGGCAGGCUGCCCUAGCAGACUGUCUCAACCAUGCUGUUGGAUUUGCCAGCCGAACAAGUAAAGCUUUCAGCAACAAACAGACUGUGAAACAGUGUGGCUGUUCUGAGGUUUAUUUGGACUGUUUACAGACAUUUCUGCCAGCCCUCAGCUGUCCUUUACAGAAGGAGAUUCUCAGAAGUGGCGUCCGUACUUUUCUUCAUCGAAUGAUCAUUUGUCUUGAGGAAGAAGUUCUUCCCUUCAUCCCUUCAGCCUCAGAACACAUGCUUAAAGACUGUGAAGCCAAGGACCUUCAGGAAUUCAUUCCUCUCAUCAAUCAGAUUACAGCUAAAUUCAAGACGCAGGUGUCGCCGUUUUUGCAGCAAAUGUUCAUGCCUUUGCUUCACGCCAUCUUUGAGGUGCUGCUUCGCCCCGCAGAGGAGAAUGACCAGUCUGCUGCUUUGGAGAAACAGAUGCUGAGGAGGAGUUACUUUGCCUUCCUGCAGACAGUCACAGGGAGUGGGAUGAGCGAGGUCAUUGCCAACCAGGGUGCAGAGAACGUUGAGAGAGUAUUGGUGACUGUCAUUCAAGGAGCAGUAGACUAUCCCGAUCCAAUUGCCCAGAAAACCUGCUUUAUCAUCCUCUCAAAGCUCGUGGACCUCUGGGGGGGCAAAGAUGGACCAGUAGGAUUUGCUGAUUUUGUCUACAAACACAUCGUUCCUUCCUGUUUCUUAGCACCUUUAAAACAAACUUUUGACUUGGCGGAUGCACAGACAGUUCUGGCAUUAUCUGAGUGUGCAGUGACUCUAAAAACAAUUCAUCUCAAAAGGGGCCCAGAAUGUAUUCAGUAUCUUCAGCAGGAAUACCUCCCUUCUCUUCAGGUAGCUCCUGAAAUAAUCCAGGAGUUCUGUCAAGCCCUUCAGCAGCCUGAUGCUAAAGUAUUUAAAAAUUACUUAAAGGUAUUCUUUCAGAGAGCAAAACCCUAAGGAUCAUACUGGAAAUUCCUGUACCAAUUUCCACGAUAAGGAUCUCCAGUUAACUAAUUUAUACAAAUGGCAUUUUUUUUGUGCCAUUCAUACUGGUGGUCUUUUUAAAGUUGCUCUGUGCUUACUGCAAUGUGUAUUUUAGCAUUUUUCUGUAAGAAUGGGGUAUGGCUGAGUUGGCUUAAAUACAGGUAUAUAACAAAAGUUGUUAUGGUAUCUUUAAUUUUUUUAUUUGAAAAUUAAUUGAAAUCUUUAAAAACCAUAGCAGUGAUUAAGCAAUGUAUAUUCUUUAAAAAAAUUAUUGAUUAUAACAUGUUCAAUCCAAGAAUUUAAUUUUCCCUCAUGUAUGCCAAUAUUAAAAUCUGGAAGGAAAAAAUCAAAACUGAUUUUUUUUUUUUAAUAGAUAGCCAUGGCAUUUCUUUAAGCUGUUUUAAUGCUAACAUGUGUUUACUACAGAACACAGUGAUUUCAUAAAUUAAUUGAUUUAAGAGUAGGUGCUGGUUAUACGUUUUUAUAUAAAAAAUAAAUUUUACGUAGUGAA